CUGAGCUCAGUUUUUUUUGUGUUUUUUGCAACCAAACAACAACUCUUUGACAACAACGCCAUGUUGAGACAGUUAUGGUCAUCGGUCGCUUCUCGGCUGUCGAGUGCCUCACCUUCCGUUUCAGCCAUCACACCAUUGCGUUCUUCUAAUUUGGUUCGACCGGCUUGGAUGGGUAGCUCCAUUCUUGGUUCAACUAUGGGCGCUUUCCGAUCGCCAGCCAUCGCCAAUCCUUUCGCUUCCCAAAUGCGCUUCGUCACAUAUGGAAAUACCUUUCAACCUUCCAAUUUAGUACGCAAAAGACGACAUGGAUUUCUCGCUCGAAUGACAAAAAAGAACGGUCGCCGUGUCAUUGCCAGACGUCGAUUGAAGGGUAGAAAAUACUUGUCGCAUUAGGAUGAAUUCCCUUUAUUAUUUUUCAGCUGUACAUUUUGAUCAACGAUCCCCGGAAACGACAUCAAUAGA
Radiomyces spectabilis is the source of this 462-nucleotide messenger RNA. RefSeq names its product ribosomal protein L34-domain-containing protein. The coding region runs from base 61 to 393 and encodes 110 amino acids. NCBI's taxonomy places the organism in Eukaryota, Fungi, Mucoromycota, Mucoromycetes, Mucorales, Radiomycetaceae. Gene Ontology annotation, biological process: translation. Gene Ontology annotation, cellular component: ribosome; mitochondrial large ribosomal subunit. The transcript has 2 exons. The record is from RefSeq and is a predicted model, not a curated record. Gene Ontology annotation, molecular function: structural constituent of ribosome.